AUGAAGUUUCUUAUAUUGGCCCUGGCCACUGUGUUCUUCCCCGGGGCCUUCGCCGACCCUGGAAAACUUGACUUGAAACCACUCGGAUUUCCCCUUUGGGGAAAACAUGGCGAAGGUGACCCAACUGACCCGCAGGAGUUAAUGCCCGGUCUUCCUGAUCUUGAAGGACUUCCAGCACAUCAUCUCAUGCACGCACUUAAGUUACACUCUCCUCCACCAGUACCAGCGGGACCAGCUCCACUAGGACCAUCACCAGUUUAA
Messenger RNA from Theileria parva strain Muguga, 261 nucleotides. RefSeq lists its product as uncharacterized. The transcript has 2 exons. The record is from RefSeq and is a predicted model, not a curated record. Bases 1 to 261 code for a protein of 86 amino acids. Lineage: Eukaryota; Apicomplexa; Aconoidasida; Piroplasmida; Theileriidae.